Molecule: messenger RNA, 3661 nt
Organism: Plodia interpunctella (Indianmeal moth)
Lineage: Eukaryota; Metazoa; Arthropoda; Insecta; Lepidoptera; Pyralidae
Exons: 3
Coding region: 116-3508 (1130 amino acids)
Source: RefSeq, a predicted model, not a curated record
AAUUGUCAUUCUUCAAAUUUAUUCAUUUGGUUAGGUUAAAAAUUACAAGUAUUUCAAUAAUAAAAUAAUUAAAAGGUUUUAUAUUAUAACAAUGUUUUAGGUUUACUAAUGAAAAAUGGCUUUUUCGGAUUCAAUGUUUUUGUUUGAGAUAAUAUUAGAGAAAUUAUCAAGUUUCAUAAAUUGUAAGACGUUUAUAAUAAGAGGUCAGUUCGCUGAUGUAUUCUCUGUCGAACUCAGAGACCCCUUUGGGAUUGUUGUUGUACCAAAGAAGAAAAAAACAAAACGAAAAACUAUACGAAAUACCAAAUCACAUCCAAAGCUAACAGAAAAGUCGAAACUGAAAUGUGGGCAAUCAAUUUUGGUAAGAAGUCAAAUAGAAAAAUUAAAAUCAAACAUGGUAAGCUUUCCGAUCGAGCUUUCUCUUUGGGAUUGUUUUAAUCCUGAAGAUAAACUAGGCUCUACGCAAAUAUUUUGGGACCAGGCAUAUAUCAACUAUUUAAGUAAAAUAAUAAACAAAAGUAGAUGUCGUAGAUCAGUGACGAUACGAGGGGACUAUAAUGUGUUCGAUGAAACUACUUCUAAACGUAUGGCCACUGUAAGUCUUAAAAUAAAAUUUAUGCACAUCAAACCCAAUACUGGCAAAUCGAUUAGUUCAUACAUAAAUGCAAACAUCGUGGGCACCCUACUAAGACCCGUGCCAGCUCCGAGACUGGAGCCAGCCCCAAGUGCCAUUAGUAAUAACCAAAAUAAUGUAGAGCCCUUUGAGACUGGUAUUGUCGUAGCUAAGUAUAACAGAAAAAAAGAAAGCAGUGGAAGAAAAAAUAAUAAAAAAUUGAACCCGAAUAAAAAUAUUUCGCCUUCAGUAAUAGCUAAUGAAAUAAAUAAUGAGUCUAUACGAAAGGAAGAAAUUAAACCAGAUAAAAACCAGGUUGUAAUGCAUAGAAUAAGUAAAAGUCUAAUAGAUAUUUCAAAAUGUCCUUCACAAUCUGACCAAAUUUAUGAUCUUGGCAUAGCCAAAUCGAAAUCUUUCACUAUAAUAAAAAAAACAGUUCAGCCUAAUGCAAUGGAUUAUAUUUUUGGAGAUCAACGCCAAUCAUUCGGAAAUAAAGUUUAUUGUGUAGGAUACUUUACAGUGGAAAAUGCUACGGCACCACCAUCACCAAAUCAAGGAACUUCUGACAUCGAAAGUUCUGGAAAAUCUGUAGAAAGCAAACCCAAGUACAAAAUAAGAAUAUGUGAUAGCGAAUGUCCUGGGAAAAAAUUUGGUGGCGAAACAGAUUCACAAAGUCAUUUGUCUAUUGAUUUACCAGCGGAUGCUGAGAACAUAAUUUCAGUAAAAAAAUGCGAAGCAGUUGAGUGUAAUGCUAAGAAACAUAAAGAACCACCGCCCAGACCAGACGAUCGCAUUUUGAUAGAUUUGGGCAGACCACAAAUUGCACAAAAAAUAGAAGAAGUUGUGGGUGGUAUAGACGCUAAACUGAAAUUGUUUGACGAUCCAUGUUUUUGUACUUGCGAGUGUACAUUUGGGUUUACAAAAAAAACUACGUAUUGCAAAGUUUGUGGAGGUUAUGAAGUGGUAGGUGAAGAAAUUGUUGGGAAGGACGGCCAGGCACCAUUCCCAUGUCCUAUAUUUCACAAACUGGACAAAAAUAAAUCAAGAACAAUGAUGAGUACAUCCGGGAGCGACAGUAAAAAAACUGGGAAAUCAUUUUCCAAAACCGAUAAACAAAACUCUGAAGCCGAAAAGUCUAAAAAAGGAAAACUUAAAAAAAAGGACGAUAGAUUUAAAUUUAAUUAUGGUUACGAAGGUAUACCACCUCAUAUUGGGCAUAGCCAAUGCGCUAUGCCAUGUAAAGGGACGCUAGGUGCCGUACCAAAACAUAUGGGCUGGCUUUGGACAGCCGAAGAUAUACCUGGAAUGAAGUUUCGUCCUAUGUGGAGGCCUGGUGCAACAAAUAAACAUGUCGUAAGAUUGUUAAGAAUGGCUAAAAACCCAGGUGAAAUUAUGGCUAAAAAGAGAAGAAGAGACCAAAAGCCUAAACGAUCCCUAAUUCGGCCUUUGCUUAUUGUACAUAAAAAAGAUGGAGAAUAUACGGUCACAAUGGAAACUAUGAAAACUUACAAUAAACCGCGCGCAAUUAACCAAUAUCCUUAUGAAGACAAACCUCUGUUAACAUAUACUAUAGGUAGAACAGAAGCGGAGAACAGAGAUAGACAGAAGAAAAGGGAACGAGAACACAGACGUCUAGAAAGGAUGCAACGACACUUUAUUCAAAGUGCAUUUAGAGAUAUGUGCCAUGAAAUUUGUUUGAAGACAUACCAACAAGCGCUGGGUAUUCUCCCAACCACAGAAAGUCCAGACUGCCCUUGUUUCCCAGCGCACCCCGACGCUAUGCAAGCGAACGAAGAUGUUUCGUGUUCCUGUUCUGAAGCAGAGUCACGGGAAGCUUCCGAUACGGAUUCUGACGAAUGGAUUGUAGAAUUCACACCACCGUCUGCUAAAUUUGACCCCAAGUUUAAGACAAAAAAGAUUGUCAAAGUAGAUAAUUCAAGUCAAUAUACCUAUUUGGACUAUAGAGUUAAACUUUUUGAUAAGUUCGGUAACCCUGUACAAAGAUUUUUCAAAGGACCGGAUGGUAAACAACAAUGUAGUGACUUAGGAGGAUUUUGGAGUCCAGAGCACAAAUGGUUAGAAAUAAAUGUUGAUGGAUUUAUUGCACCAGACGGCCGGUGGGCUCCUAAUUCAUUUAUUGGACCGAAUGGAGAUAUUAUAGAAGCUGAAGGAGGGAAAUUCCAAAUAGCUAACGGGAAAUGGUUGGUUAUAGGAAUAGAUGGUUAUGUUGAUGCUCAGAACAAAUGGCGCGCCUAUUCGAGGCCGCGAGCUCCGCCUCAGGAGAAAAAGAAAGUUAUUAAAAAAGAUAAAGGUGCGGCCGGCGACAAGAAGGCCAAGCCGGUGUCCAGCAAACCUUCUGAAGUGUUCAGCUGUUUCGGAGACGUAUCCCCUAAAUUCUUAUCUGAAUUGGGUAUUGUGGGGCAUGGGACGGAUAAGAAACAACUGUAUGCGGCUCUGAAAGAUUUGAUAGCGCGAGGCGAACAGGUGAAGAUUCCCGAGCGGCCUCUAGUGCCCCGUUUGCCGCCAGGCAAGGGAAGAAAGAUUCAGAUACGUACUCCUAAUAUAUACGACGCUCGAAACCUAAAGUGUCAACAUCCUACACCUUCGUCUAAGGGAAUUUUGGCUGUUAAUACUGAAGGCGAUAAGGUCUAUUUUAAGAUGAAGGAUGCUAAAAAUAGGAGGCCGAAGCAGCGGUUAGAAGAUUUGACCCGGCGAGGUAUUAGUUUAAGUUCUUUCCAUGUGCCGUGUUUCCAUUCUUUUAUCAAUGCUGAGAUGAUGAAGAAGCAACUACAAGAGAAGAUGAUUGCUUCGAAUCCACACAAUAAGAGCGUUGCGACAGAAGCUCAUCCCGGUAACGUUCUCGUGUAUCCCGGCAACUUGCGUCCCACAACAUAACCAAGACAUUAAUGUUUAGGAAUAGGAAUUUGUGAUGUUAAUGUUAAUUUAUAGGAAAUAAGUAGAAAUUGUUUUCAUUUGGUAUUGUACUAAGUUAAAUUGGUAACGUUAUAUAAUGUAAGUUGUUUUAAAUAUAUAUUUUGAACCGUUAAA